AAGCAGAAAAUUGUAAUCGUAUCUCGUUUGUGUAAUCCAUCAGAUGGCAAGCAAUUUUUUUUGCUUGAUCUAUGUGGAAGUCUGAUAAAAUUUUUUGUUUACAUACAGUUUUUAAAUUAGUUUAAGUGAAAUGGCCAAAAAGUUCUGCUACUCGGAGAAAAAGACCCUAGCGCGUAUUGAAAAAAAGCAGAAUCACCGUAAAGUUCCGGAUUCCCAAUUUGAGAAUGGUCAGGAUGCUGAGGAGGAGGAUGGUGAUGGCAGUAAGGCAAUGGGUCCAGAAUUGGCACCGCAGAAGUUGGGAGUUCUGAAGAACCUUGCCAACGGUUACUUGAAGUUGGUCCACGAAAUCGAGGCCAACCUCUGCAUUCCAGCGCCUCCUAUGGGCGAAGCCAAAUCAGAGCGUGAGGUGGGUGGGGAAAUCGCUCGAAAUACCGAAAUCGAAGAGGAUAUAUCGCAAUCUUCAGAGGAUACCACUUAUCCAGGAAUAGGCUUUGUGAAUUUGUAUAGGCGCAGUACUCACUUUGAGUGCUUGGGAAUUCCUCUAACUUCCUUGGAGCUGUUCUGUAUGGAGCGCCAAAGAAAUGCUGGCACUGAGGCGGCGGAUUCAUUGAAAUCUCUAGAUGAGCGGUUGAGUAAGGAGACCGAACGGGUUCCUAAAAGAAAUCCAUCGAAUACAGCCAAAAAUGAAAACAUCAUAGAAAAUACUUCUAAAUCUAAAUCUGCCAAAGAUCAGGAAACAGAAGCAAGACUCGAUGAGGAACUUGCAAAUCAAUGUUCAACGAUCGAGCUAUACCAGGAUUCGCCCACCGGUUCACAUUUUAAAAAUCCAAAGUCCGUGCACUCUACCAUGGAAUCUAAUAUUUGGGGAAAAUUUCCAGCUAAAAGUGGAAGCAUAAUUCUUGGUAAACGAACUAAAUCACCCAGUAAACGUCAAUAUACUAGGGAAAAAAUAAAAUCAUUAUGUCCAAAAAUUCCCGCCAAACCCUCAGCGUUGGAGACCCAUUUAUAUAGCAGCGACAGUGAGAUGUUUGGGGGCUCACACGCCCCUAAUCCAGUGGAGAGCUCUUCUAUGAAAGUAUCCGGGAAACGCUUAGAGGAGCUGAUGAAUUGUAAGCCAGAUAAAUUGCGUUUGAAGAAGUCUAUCAGCACGAUUGUUGAAUCCGAUUUCGAGCCACUAGAGCCUAUGAGUUCCAGCGAUACCUUCACGGAGGCGUGGAAGAAUUCGAAUUUGAAUAGGGUACCAAACCAACAAAACCCACGGAUCGGCGGACUUUAUCGUCGGAGCGAAAAGCUAAAGUUCCAGCCCAUUGAUCGCCUAGACGCGGGCUGGGUUGGUCUACCGCUGUUCAAGAACUCGGAGGAAUCCCUGAAGAGGACACAGUACUUUGUGACCGAGUUCGAUAAGCUGAGUCACGCUGAUAAGGUGCAGGACAUAGAGUUGCGAAUGGACCAGUUGCGGUGGCUCCACGCAACGACGGAUCAUGAAUAUCGCCAGCACUUCCGGAAAAAGAGUAUUCCCUUUAAGAAGGUCUUGACUAAUUCGGUGCAGUAUGCGUGUCCUUUAAACUACGACGAAUGUCCGGCGGUGAAGAACGACACUCUAUUGGCACACUUCAUAUGCUGGCAUUUGGAUGAGCCGGGGAAGGAGUUGCGUGAGAUUUUCGAGGACGAACAGGUGCUAAUGGUCUUCACUCCCAGGGCCUUCCGGCUGGGCAAGACAGAGUGCCUUUCCGUGCUGGUUUACGGUGGCGUUCGGAAUAGGUCCUGCACCCUGCCCGGCGUCAGAUUUAUGCCCACACCGAACACAGGUUUACCAGAAGCCUACGACCAUUUUGGCAGCCAUUUGCCACUGCUCUUGAUGAUUUGCAGGAACCGGACGGGAACUGCGGAGGGAAGGAAGGUGCGGUUCGAGGGCCUUGAAGACGAGGAGACCCUCGCUCUGUGGAUGGCCAGCAGGGAUCUGCCUUGCCCCAUCCACGUGGCUAUGACUGUACUCAGCCGACGACUAGAUGUCACUAGAAGCUCCAUCAUGAAGGUCCGAGAACUCCACAAAUCGCAGGACCCUCUCGACUUCAUGUUAUCCAACAAAAACCAUAUGCGUCUCAGCAAUCACGACUUGCGCGUUUUCACCAACGAUCAUAGGGAGCCAAUAUAUUUGGAGGUUGUUGUGAAGGAGUACGCCGGUAUACCUUAAUGCCUCACUUCAGCUCAUUUCCAAGGCGUCGACUGAAUCUCUCACAUAAUUCUUAGUGGUUGGGCCCAGUUCCCUGGACAUGCCAAUAAUGGAGGUCUUGCAUAGGUUAGAAUUUACUUUAAUACAUUUUCCAAAAUUAUAAAAUUUUUAAUCUGUUAAGAUACUAUACUUUAAAUGGGAUUAUGAUUUAGAUUUAUGAUUUUAGGCAGUUGUUUGCAACUCAAAAAAGGAAAUAUAACCAGCCAAAUACAAUAAAAAUCAGCAAAUUCAAGCGCGUAAUAAAUUUAUGAAAA
This is a messenger RNA of Drosophila simulans, 2487 nucleotides long. RefSeq lists its product as uncharacterized. Lineage: Eukaryota; Metazoa; Arthropoda; Insecta; Diptera; Drosophilidae. The transcript has 2 exons. The record is from RefSeq and is a predicted model, not a curated record. The coding region runs from base 131 to 2194 and encodes 687 amino acids.